GUCGCUGUCGCUUCAGCCAGGCUACGGAGCGUACAGACGCGCCUGGUGCCCCGGGGAGGGGCCCCACCAGGGGAGGAGGAGGACGAGGUGGAGAGGAAGAGACGCCCUGUCUGCCCAGGAGCUCCGAAGGCUCUGACCCCAGGGGCCGGGGCACUGACGGGAGUGGGAGCCAAGUUCCUCCACUUGGGCUGCCUGAAGAGGCCGCGACCCUGGAGGGCCCCGAGCCCACCGCACCAGGGGCCCCAGCACCACCCCGGGGGCCUAAAGCGACAGUCUCAGGGACCACCGCAAGGUUUCCAGUUGCCUAGACAACGAACCCGGGGUCAGAGCAACAACCCUUCCAGCUACCUGCCUCAACUGCGGCCUCAGGCACGGUCCCAGCCCGGUGCUUGCCAGCCCAGGUGACAUGCCGGUGCUCUCCACUCCUCGGCCCUCGCGGGUGACCACGCUGAAGCGCACGGCCGUGGUCCUGGCCCUGGCGGCCUAUGGAGUCCACAAAAUCUACCCCCUGGUGCGGCAGUGUCUGGCUCCGGCCAGGGGCCCACCGGGGCUGGCCAGGGAGCCCACGCAGGAGGCGCCUGGGGCCUCGGCGGCCAAGGCCGGCAUGAACCGGGUGUUCCUGCAGCGGCUCCUGUGGCUCCUGCGGCUGCUGUUCCCCCGAGUCCUGUGCCGGGAGACCGGGCUGCUGGCCCUGCACUCGGGGGCCCUGGUGAGCCGGACGUUUCUGUCGGUGUACGUGGCCCGCCUGGACGGAAGGCUCGCCCGCUGCAUCGUGCGCAAGGACCCGCGGGCCUUCGGCUGGCAGCUGCUGCAGUGGCUCUUCAUCGCCCUGCCCGCCACCUUCAUCAACAGUGCCAUCCGCUACCUGGAGGGCCAGCUGGCCCUGUCCUUCCGCAGCCGUCUGGUGGCCCACGCCUACAGCCUUUACUUCGCCCAGCAGACCUACUACCGAGUCAGCAACAUGGACGGGCGGCUUCGCAACCCGGACCAGUCUCUGACGGAGGACGUGGUGGCCUUUGCCGCAUCCGUGGCCCACCUCUACUCCAACCUGACCAAGCCACUUCUGGAUGUGGCCGUGACUUCCUACACCCUGCUUCGAGCGGCCCGCUCCCGCGGAGCCGGCACAGCCUGGCCCUCGGCCAUCGCCGGCCUCGUGGUGUUCCUCACGGCCAACGUGCUGCGGGCCUUCUCGCCCAAGUUUGGGGAGCUGGUGGCCGAGGAGGCCCGGCGGAAGGGAGAGCUGCGCUACAUGCACUCGCGCGUGGUGGCCAACUCGGAGGAGAUCGCCUUCUAUGGGGGCCACGAGGUGGAGCUGGCUCUGCUGCAGCACUCCUACCAGGACCUGGCCUCGCAGAUCAACCUGAUCCUUCUGGAACGCCUGUGGUACGUCAUGCUGGAGCAGUUCCUCAUGAAGUAUGUGUGGAGCGCCUCAGGCCUGCUCAUGGUGGCCGUGCCCAUCAUCACUGCCACCGGCUACUCAGAGUCAGACUCAGAGGCUGUGAAGAAGGCAGCCUUGGAGAAGGAGGAGGAGGAGCUAGUGAGCGAGCGCACGGAGGCCUUCACCAUUGCCCGCAACCUCCUCACAGCGGCCGCAGAUGCCAUUGAGCGGAUCAUGUCGUCAUACAAGGAGGUGACAGAGCUGGCUGGCUACACAGCCCGAGUGCACGAGAUGUUCCAGGUGUUUGAAGAUGUCCAGCACUGUCGCUUCAAGAGGCCUGGGGAGCCAGAGGACGCUCAGGCAGGUUCGGGGGCCAUGGCACGGUCUGGCGUACGCCUGGAGGGGUCCCUAAAGAUCCGAGGCCAGGUGGUGGACGUGGAGCAGGGGAUCAUCUGUGAGAACAUUCCUAUCAUCACGCCUGCAGGAGAGGUGGUGGUGGCCAGCCUCAACAUCAGGGUGGAAGAAGGCAUGCACCUGCUCAUCACGGGCCCCAACGGCUGCGGCAAAAGCUCCCUGUUCCGCAUCCUGGGCGGGCUGUGGCCCACGUAUGGUGGUGUGCUCUACAAGCCCCCGCCCCAGCGAAUGUUCUACAUCCCUCAGAGGCCCUACAUGUCCGUGGGCUCCCUGCGCGACCAGGUGAUCUACCCAGACUCGGUGGAGGACAUGCGGAGGAAGGGCUACUCAGAGCAGCACCUGGAGACCAUCCUGGACAUCGUACACCUGCACCACAUCCUGCAGCGAGAGGGAGGUUGGGAGGCCGUGUGUGACUGGAAGGAUGUCCUGUCAGGGGGCGAGAAGCAGAGGAUCGGCAUGGCCCGCAUGUUCUACCACAGGCCCAAGUACGCCCUCCUGGAUGAGUGCACCAGCGCUGUGAGCAUCGACGUAGAAGGCAAGAUCUUCCAGGCAGCCAAGGACGCGGGAAUCGCCCUGCUCUCCAUCACCCACCGGCCCUCGCUGUGGAAGUACCACACACACUUGCUGCAGUUCGACGGGGAGGGCGGCUGGAAGUUCCAGAAGCUGGACUCAGCCGCCCGCCUGAGCCUGACUGAGGAGAAGCAGCGGCUGGAGCAGCAGCUGGCGGGUAUUCCCAAGAUGCAGCGGCGCCUGCGGGAGCUCUGCCAGAUCCUGGGCGAGGCUGUGGCCCCCGGGCAGUCACCAGCGCCCGGCCUGCAAGGCCCCAGUGUCGCCCCGGGUGCCUCCACCUGACAGGGGCUCCCCCUCGGCCCCUCCCGUCCCCAGCUCCGAUCACAUGAAGGAAGCAGCCACGCCCACCCCGAAUCCGCCCUGCCCUGGGCCGCCCGCAUGCCUUGCCCCUCCUCC
Molecule: messenger RNA, 2758 nt
Organism: Carlito syrichta (Philippine tarsier)
Lineage: Eukaryota; Metazoa; Chordata; Mammalia; Primates; Tarsiidae
Gene: ABCD1
Product: ATP binding cassette subfamily D member 1
Exons: 10
Coding region: 407-2644 (745 amino acids)
Biological process (GO): long-chain fatty acid import into peroxisome; peroxisome organization; very long-chain fatty acid catabolic process
Cellular component (GO): peroxisome; peroxisomal membrane
Molecular function (GO): ABC-type transporter activity; ATP binding; ATP hydrolysis activity
Source: RefSeq, a predicted model, not a curated record